CAGACACAGCAUCUCAAAUUCUAUAUAUUCUGCAUCGGUCGCGCCCCUUAAUUACGAAUUCUGGCAAGCACAGUCAUUCAAAAUGGAUCCCUCUCCAGAAAAGGUUGCUGCGAUGAUUGCAAAAUACCCUUCGUUGAAGAAGGUGGUCGAGACGGGCAUCGAGGUCGACGACGGCCGCGAAGAGAAGCUGCUCUCUUUCAUUCUUUCCCAUCCCGACUUAGAAACCAUUAGAGGCUCUCCCUCCAAGAUUCUCGCGGCCAUCGACGAUUUCUCUGGCAAGCACGAUUUCCUCAUCAAUAUUGGCGAGAACAAGGCCAAAAUUCUGUCCGACCUGCUCAACGAGGAGAAGCCUCAGACGCUCGUCGAGCUGGGCGGCUACGUUGGAUACUCCGCCAUUCAUUUCGCAGACACCAUGCGCCGAUAUAGCAAGCCGGACGCACAGCCCCGCGUUUUCAGUCUGGAGAUGAAGGCUGAGUUUUCCUCCAUUUCCAGGCAGCUGAUUGAGAUUGCAGGGCUUUCAGAUAUCGUGACGGUCGUUACCGGUCCUGCAGAAGAAUCGAUUCGGAAGCUACAUAAAGAAGGCACCUUGUCGAGCAUUGACUUUUUGUUUAUUGACCACGUCGAGUCUCUAUAUGCCCCCGAUUUCAAGGCCUGUGAAGAACUUGGGCUUCUCAAAAAGGGCGCUGUUAUCGCGGCCGAUAAUGUUAUAAGGCCAGGUGCGCCCGAGUAUCGUGCUUUUGUCAGGAGUCAUCCGAGACUGCAGAGCACUGGAGUAAAAGCUUUGAUUCAGCCUGGAGAACUCGAUGACGAAAUCGAAAUCAGUCGUGUGAUCAACUAGAAUGGAUUAUUGCCCUGGUACCUACAGAUUUGAGAAUUAUAAUAGGGAUUUUUCAUCCCAGUAUUUCGGAUGUAACAUUAAUAUAGGUGGCUUUCCCACUUGCCACGUACAUUAUCUCAACUAUUAUAACUAUAUUUUAUGAAUUCAUGAGCG
Molecule: messenger RNA, 991 nt
Organism: Trichoderma asperellum CBS 433.97
Lineage: Eukaryota; Fungi; Ascomycota; Sordariomycetes; Hypocreales; Hypocreaceae
Molecular function (GO): O-methyltransferase activity
Source: RefSeq, a predicted model, not a curated record